GGACCAUAUUGUCAUGGGACAUUUGACGGUUGGCUGUGUUGGCCAGAUACACCUGCUGGUUCAAGUGCAAUGGCACCGUGUCCUGAUUUUAUCACUGGAUUUGAUAAUACACGAAUGGCUUACAAGACGUGUGACGAAGACGCGACGUGGUUCAAACACCCCCUGAGCAACCACACCUGGUCUAAUUAUACGACAUGUGUCAACUUGGACGACUUAGAGUGGCGCCAGAGCGUAAACCUAACAUACGAAACGGGCUAUUCCAUAUCGUUGAUAGCGCUCAUCAUAUCCUUAGCCCUGCUCUCGUAUUUCAGAUCGCUGCGCUGCGCCAGAAUCACGAUGCACAUGAAUUUAUUCGCCUCUUUCGGCUUGAAUAACGCCCUUUGGCUACUUUGGUACAGAACCGUCGUCGCAGAUCCUCAGGUUAUCAUCGACAACGGGAUUGGCUGUCGAGUUUUGCACGUGAUCCUCCACUACUUCCUCCUGACGAACUAUUCCUGGAUGGCUAUGGAAGGCCUGUAUCUCCAUACCGUCCUGGUGUCGGCGUUCGCCAGCGAGCGUAAAUUAUUACACUAUCUGAUACCCUUGGGCUGGACGGCUCCCGGGAUUGUCAUAACAUUAUAUGCGGCACUUAGAUCACAAUCUCCGCCGGACACGGAACAGUGCUGGAUGAACGAAAGUUGGUACUCAACAGUUUUGGUGGUUCCAGUGUGCUUAUAUAUGGUGUUGAAUUUGGUGUUGCUGUGCAACAUCGUUAGAGUUUUAUUAGUUAAAUUGCGGGCAGGGCCUCAUCAUGGAGGAAGUUCAGGGCCCUCCAGUACGGCUCUGCAGGCUUUCAGGGCUACACUAUUAUUAGUACCACUUUUGGGGUUGCAUUAUUUAUUGACCCCAUUUCGCCCUCCACCUGGUCAUUCUUGGGAGCGCGUCUAUGAGAUGACGUCUGCUAUUACAGCUUCUUUUCAGGGUCUUUGUGUAGCAACACUGUUUUGCUUCUGCAAUGGAGAGGUGAUGGCGCAGUUAAAACGACGAUGGAAUACUUUGAUGUUCCGGCCUCGUGCCAACUCAUGUUCCGCUACAACAGUUUCGGUGAAUAAAAAUUCAAAGAGCUUCAUCCGGGCAACGUCGCACACAAUUCCGGGCGAGCAGAAGGUGUGACUAAACAAUAAAUGGCGACAGCGGAAACACGAGGAAGUCGAACAAACUGACAAACGUGCAA
Messenger RNA from Ctenocephalides felis (cat flea), 1213 nucleotides. RefSeq names its product calcitonin gene-related peptide type 1 receptor-like. The transcript has 10 exons. Gene Ontology annotation, biological process: adenylate cyclase-modulating G protein-coupled receptor signaling pathway; cell surface receptor signaling pathway. Bases 70 to 1152 code for a protein of 360 amino acids. Gene Ontology annotation, molecular function: G protein-coupled peptide receptor activity. The record is from RefSeq and is a predicted model, not a curated record. Gene Ontology annotation, cellular component: plasma membrane. NCBI's taxonomy places the organism in Eukaryota, Metazoa, Arthropoda, Insecta, Siphonaptera, Pulicidae.